AUGAUUGUCUCAGUUUUGGGAUUCAGUUUAGUUUGUUUGGCGUUGUUUGUGGUGAUGAUCGGUAUUGCGUCGUUGGGUCUCGCGCUUUUCGUCAUCCUUAAGGAUCGAUUGUUUCCAGUUGAUGCGAGCGCACAUAUCGGACAGCAGUCUUCUCGAGCUCAACUCAACCACGGUGUUGCUCACCCACCAGCACACAAUCCUAACUUUUAUAACGGAUGUUCGUUUUUGGUUCUGGUCAUUCUCUCUCAUCGAAUUCGAACGUUGUUCUCCAAAAUUUGA
Messenger RNA from Anisakis simplex (herring worm), 279 nucleotides. The record is from the annotation of a GenBank genome assembly. Lineage: Eukaryota; Metazoa; Nematoda; Chromadorea; Rhabditida; Anisakidae.